CCUCGUACAGUAUCCAUAACAGUGAUUGCUUAUUUGAGCAGUUGUCAAUUUUAGCACGUGAAUUUCGCGCUUGAAUCAUAUAACAAUAAAAACCAUGUAUUUCACAGAGUUGUAAACACUUCAGUUAUAGCAAGUAGGACACAUUCAUCAGUAACAUCAAGAGAUGAGUAAGUCAGCGCUACCACCAGCUGAGGUUUACGCUCCACACCCACCACCAGGCUACCACUCCUACCCUACACAAAGUAAUUACCAUCCACCUCAAGAACCUCAGCCUAUUCAUCAACACCAUCAUCAAACGUCGGCACCAGCACAUAAUCAAAACAUAUCAUUCGCUCCUGUAACAAACCAGCCAAUCAGUCAAGCAUCAAAUCUGAAUGUAAAUGUGGGUAAUAGAGUGGUAGUAGGAGUAAUACCAAAGAGACCUUGGACCACUAACCUUUGUGCCUGUAUGCAAGACAUUGAAGUUUGUAUGAUGGCGUGGUGUCUGACACCGUGCUUCUUGGCAAGGCUGGCGAAAGAGAUGGGUGAAUGCGUGUGUACACCUUGUUGUAUUCCCACCGCCCUGAUGGCCAUGAGGGUUCAGGUCAGAGCAGCUAAUAAUAUAAGGGGAAGUAUUUGGGAAGACUUUUUUCUGACAAAUUGCUGUCCAUUAUUGACCAUGUGUCAGAUGAAAAGGGAAAUGGACAAUGUUGCUCUGAAGAAACCUGGGACACAACUACCUGGGUCAGUACCUGGGUCAAUGCCUGGGGCAAUGAUGUAAAUGAUGAAGUUAAAGGACUCCUACAUUUCAUCACAAAAUAACAUACGGGUAUGACAAGACGUCAUUUCCUGUUUAAUUGUGGAUAUGUAUAAGAAAAUCUGAUACUGUUUCAAUAGUCGAUCUGUGCUUAAUAUUUCAUAUUCUCUUUCUUGUGCUAAAACAUUUAUAUUAUUUCAACAUUUAUUUUUUUUCUUUGUAUUUCUAUAUGAAAAGCAUGCAAUUUCAAAUGAAAUAUAACACAUUGUGUAUGAAAAUUU
Messenger RNA from Ruditapes philippinarum (Manila clam), 1017 nucleotides. RefSeq names its product cornifelin-like. The transcript has 5 exons. Lineage: Eukaryota; Metazoa; Mollusca; Bivalvia; Venerida; Veneridae. Bases 164 to 760 code for a protein of 198 amino acids. The record is from RefSeq and is a predicted model, not a curated record.